This is a messenger RNA of Brugia pahangi, 780 nucleotides long. The record is from the annotation of a GenBank genome assembly. NCBI's taxonomy places the organism in Eukaryota, Metazoa, Nematoda, Chromadorea, Rhabditida, Onchocercidae.
AUGGCCACUACCGAUUCAACUAAAACACUAAAAAAAUUCAGAAAUAAAAAGUUAAUUACAGAUGGAAAUAAAGCACGGAAGAAGCAAAGUCCAAUAGAUAUUACAAAUGAAAUAACUGAUCAGGAUAGCAUGUUGAAAGCAUCGAAACUUCAAUUUUCCUAUACGAUCGGCGAUUUGAAAACAAUCGAAGUCACCGGCGAAGGUUUUUCAUGUAAAACUGAUAACGGAUGUACUUCAGAAUUAACUGCGUCACAUCUUCCGGAUGUUUACAAACUUUGGGAAUUCCACGCUCAUUGGGGAACAGAAAAAGAUUGCGGCAGUGAACAUUUAAUUAAUGGAAAAGGCUUUUCCGCCGAGCUACAUUUCGUUUUUUGGAACAAAAAAUAUAACGAAUUUAACAAAUGUUUAAACAAAUGUGAUGGAUUAACAGUUUUGGCUAUUUUUUUGCAAGAAGACUCAGUUGAUAAUGAAAAUUUCUCGCCAAUCAUCGAUGGUCUCAGCAGUUCAUUAGCCUGUUUAAGCCGUGUCAACUUGGAACCAAAUUUUGAUCCACUCAAAUUACUUCCAGUGAAGCACUCGUAUUAUACGUACGAGGGGUCACUGACCACGAAACCAUUUAAUGAGUGUGUCAUCUGGACAGUACUGAAACAUCCCAAUACCAUAAGUUUUAAACAGUUGGAAUUAUUACGACGAAUUGUCCCCAGAAAUUGUCGAUUUCAACAUCCGUUAAAUGAACGUAGAGUGAAGCGCUCAUUUAAAUUUAUUAAAAAAUCUCAAUGA